AUGCUGACUCUUCUGCCCGCCGAACAGAGCUAUCUUUACGAUGGCCUCUGCUCGACUCCCCCCGUGCGGCCUGAUCUGCGGGAGGCGUACCAGUUCCGCCCCCUCGAGGCCAAAACCGACUUCUUGCCGCUGCUGAAUGGGCUGGCACGGAUCAGAGCCGUCGACGGCCUGGAGUGCAUCGUGCUGGUGAAACUGAAGGUGGAGCCGUUGCUGGACCUGUUUAUCGAGGUGGCUGUGGACGUUGCUGGCUACCGUGACGACCUGAACUUCGUGCUGAAUCUCCAAUACAGCCUCACGCUGCUCUUGACGGCAAACUUCCCCCGCGACCGGCUCGUGCUCACGAAGAAGUACAUGUUCAAGCUCUACGUCGACUGCGUGGUGAUCUCGCACACCCUGUACCCGCUCAGUCUUAUGAGUUUGGCCAUCUACCUUGCCCUCAAAUCGACGCGAUUACCUUUGCUCAUCAGUUCCACCGACGACGACGAGAUCGCCGAGCUCCCCACUUUCAGUGAUGACUGGGACUUAGCCCGCCCCAUUGCCGACGAUUUGUCGCCGCCGUUAUACGUUGUCGUCGGCGUCGUCGGCACCAACCUUGUGUUUGAUCCCCUGUCCCAGGAGGAACAGGUGUUGGAGAACGGCUUAGUGCUUUCGUACUACAACGGCAACGUCAUCACCCCCAUCACCAACGUCAACUUGCUGUCGCAGUCGUCGUUGGCGAAAUUCAAAGGGGUGCUGGCAGCCACGGUGGCCAAGGGGAUCGCCAUGGUGUCUCAGUACUGUGGUGAGAUCGUGUCGGCGUUAGACGCGCUUGUGUUGUCAGAUGACUCGACCUCCAUCUUCUGA
Molecule: messenger RNA, 843 nt
Organism: Diutina rugosa
Lineage: Eukaryota; Fungi; Ascomycota; Pichiomycetes; Serinales; Debaryomycetaceae
Gene: RRP42
Product: exosome non-catalytic core subunit
Exons: 1
Coding region: 1-843 (280 amino acids)
Biological process (GO): TRAMP-dependent tRNA surveillance pathway; exonucleolytic trimming to generate mature 3'-end of 5.8S rRNA from tricistronic rRNA transcript (SSU-rRNA, 5.8S rRNA, LSU-rRNA); U5 snRNA 3'-end processing
Cellular component (GO): nuclear exosome (RNase complex); cytoplasmic exosome (RNase complex)
Source: RefSeq, a predicted model, not a curated record